Molecule: messenger RNA, 1521 nt
Organism: Lindgomyces ingoldianus
Lineage: Eukaryota; Fungi; Ascomycota; Dothideomycetes; Pleosporales; Lindgomycetaceae
Product: RTA1-domain-containing protein
Exons: 3
Coding region: 177-1259 (360 amino acids)
Cellular component (GO): plasma membrane; fungal-type vacuole
Source: RefSeq, a predicted model, not a curated record
UUGCAACUCUAACCCAAAGCUCUUCUUCCGUAAGGAAAUUCGCCUGGCUACGGCCCCAUCUCCCUUGUUCAAUCUUUUCAUAGCUACCCUCACUUUGCUUUGUAUUGAGCAUUUUCGCUCUUUCGAAUCCCCCAAACUCUUCACCUCCUCCGAAUAUCAACUUCAUAUUCGACAACAUGGAAUCCACACUUAACACUAUCCUCGCCAGAGCGACGCUCGACAAGAAUAACAUCGACCCAGAUAACCUCAAUCUCACUACAACCAAUUCCACUCUCAUUGGUAUGCAGAGGAAAUACUGCCACUUGGGGGAGUGCCCCAUGUGGUGGGCAACAAUCAAAUACCGACCAACAAUCGCUGGUAACACCAUCUACAUGAUUCUGUUCGCGAUCCUAUUAUCUGUUCAGAUAUUCUAUGGUAUCCGUAAGAAGACGUGGACUUAUAUGAGCGCGAUGAUCAUGGGUUGCCUCCUUGAGAUCAUCGGCUAUAUUGGCCGCCUCAUGCUGAACAACAAUCCCUUCAUCAUGAAUAACUUCCUAGUCUACCUCAUUUGCCUGACCAUUGCUCCCGCCUUCUUCACUGCUGGCAUCUACCUCUGCCUUAGCCGAGUCAUUACCGCCAUCGGCUCUGAGAACUCCCGCAUUAAGCCCAAGAUGUACACGUAUGUCUUCGUCGGGUUUGAUCUCCUGUCCUUGGUCCUCCAAGCCAUUGGUGGCGCUCUUGCCUCAACCGCCAAGGACAGCAAGGGCUCCAAGACUGGCCGAAAUGUCAUGAUUGCCGGUCUCGUCUCUCAGGUCAUUUCCAUGGCCUUGUUCUUCAUCGUCUGGGCAGACUUUGCUCUCCGUACCCGACGUGCGAAGCUAUCUGGAGCCCUUGCCCGAACCGAACCCCCACUCUAUGCUUCUCUCCGUUCAACCAGGAAAUUCAAACUCUUCCAGUGGAGUCUCUUCAUCGCCACCGUUCUCAUUUUCGUUAGAUGCAUCUACCGUGUCAUUGAACUCCAGGGCGGCUUCAGCGGACACCUCGCCAACGACGAAGCCACCUUCAUGAUCUUCGAAGGCCCAAUGAUAAUCCUCGCAGUCACGGCAAUGACCGGAUUACACCCAGGCCGUGUAUUCGACGACCUUUGGGUGCCUGCCGGAAAGGGCGUUCGAUCUCAAAGUGGCAUGAACAAGCUUGGCAGCUCGGCCUCAACAACUGAGCUUACGGACGGAAGUGAAGACUGGAAGAACAACCACAACACUGCUUACCAGCGGGUGUAAGCAGAACGUUCUCCAUGCAUGUAUUUCUCGUUGUGUUUUUCAAGAACGGUUUCUGAUAGUCCGAGUUGAGAUAUCGACCAUGUUGUUGGGAGUCACAGCUGCUGUGCCGCAAACGUGGCAGAGACAGAUACCACUCCGUGGGAUCCUAUUGGUAGCGACUUAGAACUAAGAAUCCAGAGGAUUAGAUUACAGGCCUCUAGCAUUGGAGUUAACACCAUAAAACAAGUGGAAGCGCAAGCGUUGCAUCAGAGGUGUUUUGUGG